Hibiscus syriacus is the source of this 1853-nucleotide messenger RNA. RefSeq names its product polyphenol oxidase, chloroplastic-like. Gene Ontology annotation, biological process: pigment biosynthetic process. The transcript has a single exon. Gene Ontology annotation, molecular function: catechol oxidase activity. Lineage: Eukaryota; Viridiplantae; Streptophyta; Magnoliopsida; Malvales; Malvaceae. Bases 13 to 1815 code for a protein of 600 amino acids. The record is from RefSeq and is a predicted model, not a curated record.
ACAAAGGCAGCAAUGGCUUCCACCGUCCAUUCCCGAUCAACCCCCAUCAUUCUUCCUAAUUCCUCCCUUCAAACUUCAUUCCUUCCCAAAACACCUCAGCUUUCCAUUUUCAAGAAGAAAAAUCCUUUCACCUUUGCCUCCAAGAAACUAGUGUCAUGCAAAGCCAGCAAUGAGAACCAAAACAAUGAACACUCCUCUUCUUCUCCCAAUAGGUUCGAUAGAAGGGACAUCCUUCUCGGCCUAGGAAGUGUUUAUGGCGCAACCAACCUUGUGAGUGACCCAUUUGCAUUGGCAGCCCCAGUAGCCGCACCUGACCUUGACCUCUGUGAAAAAGCAACCGUGACAUCGAAAAGUGCAGGCACCACUAAAGUCGCUUGCUGCCCACCGAAAUCAGCGAAUAUCAUAGAUUUCAAACCACCCAAGUUUUCAAAGAUACGUUACCGGCCGGCGGCACAUAUGGUUGAUCCUGAAUACUUGGAUAAAUUUACGAAGGCUAUGGAGCUGAUGAAAGCUCUUCCUAUGGAAGAUCCACGUAGUUUCAUGCAACAAGCCAAUGUUCAUUGUGCUUAUUGCAAUGGAGGUUACGAUAAUGGGAGCCCCAACCAAGAACUUCAAGUUCACUUCUCAUGGCUGUUUUACCCGUUCCAUAGGUUGUAUCUCUAUUUCUACGAGAGGAUAUUGGGGAAGCUGAUUGAUGAUCCAAAUUUCGCUAUGCCGUUUUGGAACUGGGAUGCUCCCCGUGGCAUGGUUAUCCCUGAGAUAUAUGUAGAUCCUGACUCUCCACUCUACGACGAGAAGCGCAAUGUGAACCACCAGCCGCCCAAAAUGCUCGAUCUUGAUUACGCCGGCAAGGAGGAGGAAUUGUCAAAGAGAGAUCUUAUAAAGAGUAAUCUCACUGUGAUGUAUAGGCAGAUGGUACCCAACAGUACCGCUUCUCUUUUUCAUGGAAAGCCGUAUCGUGCCGGCGAGAAACCUAGUCCGGGAAUGGGAUCCAUUGAGAACAAUCCACACACCGCCAUUCAUCGGUGGGUUGGAGACGAUCGGGAAAAGUAUAAGGAAGACAUGGGGAACUUUUAUUCUGCAGGUAAAGACCCGUUGUUCUACGCUCAUCAUUGCAACGUUGAUCGAUUGUGGAACAUAUGGAAAUCUUUACCAGGGAAGAAGCGACGUGAUUUCACCGACACAGAUUGGCUCGAUUCCUCGUUUCUUUUCUACGACGAGAAUGCGAACCUGGUUCGAGCCAAGGUCCGCGAUUGCCUCGACACAAGGGUUUUAGGGUACGAUUAUCAAAAAGUUAACAUCCCAUGGCUUAAAAACAAGCCUACUCCUCGAAGGCCUGGUCGGGUCAAUGGGAAAGGUCAAGCAAUGGCAGCCGAAGCAAACACCACCCCCACCACCGUUAUCCGUAAUGUCUUCCCUAUAGUUCUAGACAAGGUGGUCCGCAUUGAGGUUCCAAGGUCAAAGAAAUCAAGGACUAAGCUUGAAAAAGAAGAUGAAGAAGAAGUACUGGUUCUUCAAAACAUUCAAGUAGACCGAGAUGUGGAGGUGAAAUUCGAUGUGUACAUUAACGACGAAGAAGACGAGGCACCGACCGAACCGGAAGAUUCGGAGUUUGCCGGGAGCUUUUCGAAUAUACCUCAUAACCAAAACAACCGAGGGAUGAAGCUUGACACAAGCUUGACUUUGCCAAUAUCGGAUUUGUUGGAGGAUUUGGAUGUGGAAGGUGAUGACAAUAUUGUGGUGACUUUGGUGCCUAAACAAGGGAAGGGUCUCGUUUCGAUUGGUAACAUUAAGACCGACUACAUCAGAGAUUGAUUAUCAUAUCCUGUGUUUUAUGUUAUAAAUAAGGUCAU